This is a messenger RNA of Pyrgilauda ruficollis (rufous-necked snowfinch), 1925 nucleotides long. Its product is annotated as acyl-coenzyme A synthetase ACSM4, mitochondrial-like. The coding region runs from base 248 to 1624 and encodes 458 amino acids. Gene Ontology annotation, molecular function: fatty acid ligase activity; fatty-acyl-CoA synthase activity. Gene Ontology annotation, biological process: acyl-CoA metabolic process; fatty acid biosynthetic process. Gene Ontology annotation, cellular component: mitochondrial matrix. The transcript has 12 exons. NCBI's taxonomy places the organism in Eukaryota, Metazoa, Chordata, Aves, Passeriformes, Passeridae. The record is from RefSeq and is a predicted model, not a curated record.
CAGCUCCAGAGGGAUCUGUACAUUGCCUGGCUGAAAGUCAGCAUGUAUUUAUAGUAACCCUUCCUGAAGGAAGGCAGACCUGGGACACUGUCAGGAUGGAACUGACAGGUAUUACAAAGGCUUGAAAGUCACUGGGUAGAAAACAUCAAAGCUGACCUCACCUGACAAAUACUGUGGGACUGGUGACUGAUUCCUUAGGUGUACACCUGAUUCCUUCCCCUCACCAUCUGAUAAAACAUCAUUUAUCAUGAGAACAUUUCUUAAAUCCUGGAUUCCUCAGUGUUUGUGGAUUCUCAGGUCACCUUCCAGAACAUUCCAUGGAAACAACAGGCUUCUUGCAUCUCAGAUUACUUCCCAUUACGAAUCUAUAAACCAGGGUAAAAAGGAACUGCCAGAAUAUUUCAACUUUGCAAGUGAUGUCUUAGAUGAGUGGGCACGACUGGAAAAGGAUGGAAAAAAAACAGCGAUGACUGGAAUAUACCAUUUCUUCUCAAGGGUUGCAUCUGCUGACCAUAUAUGUAUCAAGACAAGGAGUCAAGACCCAAUGCUCGUGUAUUUUACCAGUGGAACUACGGGCUUCCCAAAAAUGGUGCUGCAUUCCCACAGCAGUUACGGCAUUGGAUUUGCAGUCAGUGGCAGGUAUUGGUUGAACUUGACUCCUUCAGAUAUAUUGUGGAAUACCUCUGAUACUGGCUGGGUAAAAGCAGCUUGGAGCAGUGUUUUUUCACCAUGGAUCUGUGGAUCCUGUGUCUUUGUACACAACAUGCCACAGUUUAAACCAGAAGUUAUUGCAGAGGUAAGCUUAACAUUUUAUACUGUGAUAUUUUGCUCUUUGCAAGAGUUAAGAAAAUUAUUUCAUUUGCUCUUCCUCUCAAGCUACAAGUUCCCGAGUCUGAAGCACUGUGUAACUGGAGGGGAAGCACUCAAUCCUGAAGUGUUGGCGAAGUGGAAAAUCCAGACAGGGGUGGAUAUCCAUGAAGGUUAUGGCCAGACUGAAACAGUGACAAUCUGUGCCAAUAUGAAAGGAAUGAAAAUUAAACCUGGCUCUUUGGGAAAAGCUGUUCCCCCUUAUGAUGUGCAGAUCGUAGAUGACCAUGGGGCUGUUGUGCCUAAAGGAGAAGAGGGCACCAUUGCUAUCCGAGUGAAACCCACACGACCCUUCUGCCUGUUCUCUGAGUACUUGGAUAAUCCAGAGAAAACUGCUGCCUCUGUGCGAGGAGAUUUUUAUGUCACCGGGGACAGAGGCGUUAUGGAUGAAGAGGGAUAUAUCUGGUUUGUUGGAAGAGCUGAUGAUAUCAUUAACUCUGCUGGGUAUCGCAUUGGCCCCUUUGAAGUGGAGAGUGCAUUGAUAGAGCACCCAGCAGUCGCAGAGGUGGCUGUUGUCAGCAGUCCCGACCCAGAGCGAGGGGAGGUGGUCAAAGCCUUCAUUGUUUUAGCUCCUGCUUUUGUAUCACAUGAUCAAAAAAAAUUAACUCUUGAACUUCAACAACAUGUCAAGAAGGUGACUGCACCAUACAAAUAUCCAAGGAAGAUGGAGUUUGUUCAGGAUCUGCCAAAGACGGUUACUGGGAAAAUCCAGAGAAAUGUUCUAAGGAGCAAAGAGUGGGCAAAAGUAAAAAAAUAGUAAGAGUGAUCAGGAAAACAAGGAGAGAAAUAUUCUAUUACCUGUACCAACCAUAACUCAUCAAACAUGGCACAUGUUUAUGACCCAGAACACAUGGAAACAUUGCGAAAAACAAACUGUGGAAGCAAAAGUAGAAAACACUCAGAAAAAGUGUAACUGCAACUCUUAGAUACAUACAAAUAAAAGAGAAAUUAAUAAAAGUAAUCUUUGUCCUGUGGUAUCAGCAGCACAUUGAUAUAUUCUUGUCAAUAACUACCACUGUAACAUUCUAAAAUUCUUUCAGAGUGGAAAGAAAAAAAAU